AUGAAGGUCGCCACUUUCCUCUCUCUCUUACCCCUGGUUUUUGCUGCUCCAGCACACCUUCAGAAACGCGCUGGACCUACGGUCGUUGCACCCUCCCCACAGGCCACAGUGCUCGGCAAGAGCGCCUCCAACAUAGAGUCCUUCAAUGCGAUUCCCUACGCUCAGCCGCCGGUCGGACAGCUUCGUCUCAAGCCACCUCAGCCAUUGACCUCCAGCCUGGGUACCAUUGAUGGCAGUGGCUCUGCCAGGGCCUGCCCUCAGUUCUUCUUCUCAGUUGAUCCAGCGGCAUUUCCCACCAAUGUCAUUGGUACCAUCUUGAACACGCCGCUUUUCCAGGCCGUCUCCGAUGCUGGAGAGGAUUGCUUGACCAUCAACGUACAACGACCAGCAGGUACAAAGGCGGAUGCCAACCUCCCGGUGCUGUUCUGGAUCUUUGGUGGAGGAUUUGAACUGGGCGGGACGGCAAUGUACGAUGGCACGUCCAUUGUAGCAGACUCUGUUGCUCAGGGAAAGCCAGUCAUCUUUGUAGCUGUCAACUACCGUGUUGGAGGCUUCGGCUUCCUCCCUGGCAAGGAGAUCCUUGCAGAUGGCUCUUCUAACUUGGGCUUGCUUGAUCAGCGAUUAGGUCUCCAAUGGGUCGCGGACAACAUCGCAGCUUUUGGUGGUGAUCCCACCAAGGUCACUAUCUGGGGCGAAAGCGCCGGAGCGAUCUCUGUGAUGGAUCAGAUGCUGUUAUACAACGGAGACCACACCUACAAUGGCAAACCGCUUUUCAGAGCUGGUAUCAUGAACAGUGGUUCAGUCGUGCCUGCGGAUCCUGUUGACUGCCCGAAGGGGCAACUAAUCUACGAUACGGUCGUCAAGGCAGCUGGCUGCUCCGGCUCGUCCGACACUCUCGCCUGUCUCCGUCAAGUCCCUUACAACAAGUAUCUACAAGCCGCCAACUCCGUUCCUGGAAUCCUCAGCUACUUCACCGUCAAUCUAUCGUACCUGCCACGUCCGGACGGCACAGCGAUCACUCAGUCCCCUGAGCUUCUGGUCGCAUCUGGCAAAUAUGCUAAAGUCCCCUUCAUUGUCGGGGACCAAGAAGAUGAAGGCACGCUUUUCGGCCUCUUCACGCCAAACCUGACCACCACCCGCGAAUUAUCUACAUACUUCUCGACUGUCUUCUUCAAUAACGCACAAUCUACGCAGAUCGACCAACUCAUCGACACGUAUCAGACCAUCACUGAAGACGGCAGUCCCUUCCGCACAGGGCUAUUAAACAACUGGUACCCCCAAUUUAAGCGCAUCUCCGCCAUCCUCGGCGACCUGACAUUCACACUCACACGGCGCAUUUUCCUCGAAGUAGCUUCCCAAGUCAACCCCGACGUGAAGUCGUGGUCCUACCUUGCUACCUACGAUUACGGCACCCCGAUCCUAGGCACGUUCCACGGCUCGGAUCUGUUGCAGGUGUUCUACGGUAUCCUGCCCAACAAUGCGGCCAAGUCGAUCAGAGGGUACUACUACAACUUUAUUUAUAAUUUGGAUCCGAACGUGGGUAUUUCGCUGCCGAGUUGGCCACAGUGGAGCACGAGUAAGAGGUUGAUGGAGUUCAAGGCGAACAGUAAUGAUCAGCUGGAUGAUAACUUCAGGGCGGAUACGUAUGAGUUCUUGAAGGCGAAUGUGAACUCGCUUCGAGUCUGAUUGAUAGGGUAUAGUUUUCGAG
Molecule: messenger RNA, 1708 nt
Organism: Macroventuria anomochaeta
Lineage: Eukaryota; Fungi; Ascomycota; Dothideomycetes; Pleosporales; Didymellaceae
Product: lipase 3 precursor
Exons: 3
Coding region: 1-1686 (561 amino acids)
Source: RefSeq, a predicted model, not a curated record